AGGAAGGUGACCAGCGAUGUUGGCACGUUGCCAACCCCACUGACGUCAACAGCGCCGAGACAGGCCGAGAUCGAUGCGACCUACCCCAAGGCCGCCCCGCGGCUGCCUAACCCGACGAAACCACAAAACACAUUACCGCACCUUCCUGCGGUACACAUGAGAUUAACGAGAAUCCCCAAGCCGUUUCACCCAGCCAGAUUCUACGCUUCACACCGGCCGCUAGUCCAGUUUGGCAGCCGAAUCCGUCCUCCGCGACCCCAGGAAUCGGCCCGGCGCAGAUUCCACCACCAAUUCCCCAAAAUGAGCACCACCACCACCACCACCACUCCCGCUCCGCCAACCCCGGCCCAGCUCCUGGAACCCCUCGCGAACCCCUCCGCCGGGGCCGCAACAGCCGACGCGGUCCAAGCGGCCGUGCAGGGAUUCAGCGACCAGCUCCGCGCCAACCAGGCGUCGAUCGGCGACUUUGUCUGGGCCGCCUACGGCGCCGUCUUCGACGCCGUCGACCGCACCCCGCCCGAGCGCCAGGACCGGCUAGUCGAGUUCGUCGCCCGGCUGCGCGAGACCGCGGUCAACGGUGCCGACGGCAAGCCGCUGGUGCACGAGGGCGGCGAGCUGUGGACGGAUCUGCCUACGUUUGGGUGGGUGGUGAGGGAUAAGUGGAAUUUUGACCCCUCCGACCCCGCGGCGACGGCACAGCAACGCGCAUCGUGGGAGAACCUGACGGCUUUUGUUGCGCAGCUCACGGCGCGCUCCGAGGGCCCCGACGACCCGUUGGAUUUCUCAAUGUUUGGGCUGUGGGCGAUGCGGGAGGCCUUUGAGGACGACAACGGCGUUGGUUCCGACGCCGCGGUGCGGCUGGCCGCCUUGUGGGUGCGCAUCGCCGGGGCCCGGCUCCGGAAGCUGUCGGCCGAUGGGCACGAGCUCAGCGCGAGGUUGGGGGUUCCGCAGGGCAAGUACGCUGACCGCGGGUGGAAGGGGUUCAAUGAGGAGAGGUGGAAGGCGUGGGGGGAUGAGCUCAAGGUUGCGCAGGCCAGCCUGGGAUCCGAUCCGACGGUUCAGGGGGCGGCCAAGGCGAUGGAGGAGCUAUAGAUGGGGAGAGCCGGGAGUUGAAACUAGAUCUGAUUCAAGAAGAGCUUCCUGCGUGGUAUAUCGAGCUGGUCCGUUAAGUUGUUAUUCAGGUUCCAGGUUGAUCCUAAAAUGCUCCCUUGAAUGAGAACCACCGAAGCCAGGAUGCCGAAGCAACUUCCAUUUCCAUUGCAUGAAAAUGAAACUGAAAGCCCCCUAAAAAAAGCUUGUGGGAUUGCCCCCAGCAAACCUGAACGCAAGGGAUGCAUGGGCCGCUGACACGCCGCAUCAAACCCUAUUCAUGGCCAUCCCAUGUCUAAUAAAUUGAUUCCCGAUAAAUCGAGCGCUGCUCCUCGUGGCCGUGACGUGACGGAAACCAAACAUGGG
Messenger RNA from Chaetomium fimeti, 1455 nucleotides. RefSeq lists its product as uncharacterized. The transcript is spliced from 2 exons. The record is from RefSeq and is a predicted model, not a curated record. NCBI's taxonomy places the organism in Eukaryota, Fungi, Ascomycota, Sordariomycetes, Sordariales, Chaetomiaceae. Bases 157 to 1092 code for a protein of 311 amino acids.